Melitaea cinxia (Glanville fritillary) is the source of this 1561-nucleotide messenger RNA. RefSeq names its product origin recognition complex subunit 4 (gene Orc4). Gene Ontology annotation, molecular function: ATP hydrolysis activity; ATP binding; DNA replication origin binding. The record is from RefSeq and is a predicted model, not a curated record. Lineage: Eukaryota; Metazoa; Arthropoda; Insecta; Lepidoptera; Nymphalidae. The coding region runs from base 53 to 1543 and encodes 496 amino acids. Gene Ontology annotation, biological process: DNA replication; DNA replication initiation. Gene Ontology annotation, cellular component: nucleus; nuclear origin of replication recognition complex. The transcript has 7 exons.
AUUUACGUUUGCGGAUUGCGACGUCUAAUAACCGAUUUUAUUAUUAUUUAAUAUGCACGACUUACUUGACUCUGUAACUCAAAUAAAGUUGUUAAGGAAAUAUUUGAAAAUUAAAGUAUUAGAAGACAAUAUUAGGUUUCGUGAUCACAAAAGUGAGAGAGAUCAUGUUUACAAUUUAAUUUCCCGAUCUAUUCUACAUGGAGAGUCACAUUCAGCUCUUAUUAUCGGACCUCGAGGUUCCGGGAAGACUACGCUCAUCAACUCAGUCUUACACCAAAUUGCAAGCGAGGCGGACUUAGCCAACGAUGCUAUAAUUGUAAAACUGAAUGGUUUCAUACAUCAAGAUGACAAGAUUGCUCUCAAGUCUAUCACGGCACAGAUGCAAUUAGAAAACGCUGUUGGUGACCGUGUUUUCGGUACAUUCGCUGAGAACCUAAAUUUUCUCCUGAACUGUUUAAUGAGUGGUGUUGAUAGAAAAUGUAAAAGUAUGGUUUUCAUAUUGGAAGAAUUUGAUAUGUUCUGUCACAGCGGUCGUACACAGACAUUAUUAUACAAUCUGUUUGAUAUAACGCAUAGCAAGCAAGCGCCUAUGUGUGUUUUAGGUACAACAAACAGAAUAGAUGUAAUGGAAAUGUUAGAAAAACGUGUCAAAUCAAGAUUCUCACAUCGACACAUAUUCUUAUUUCCAAAUGAAAAUCAAACUGAUGCAGAAAAAUCACCUUUAGAGACUUGUAAACAAAUGUUUGUCCAAUAUUUGAGCAUGCCGUUGAGUUUAGCGAAGAAAAAUGUGACAGAGACGCCAAAUAAACGUAAAGGGAGAAGAUCUGUGGUUAAUAUAGAAAAAAUGGAUAUUGAUACUGAAGAUACCCUAUAUGCAAUACCAGAAGAAGUAUUAACCCGGUGUAAAGUGGAUUCCAGGCAAUUCCAAAGUCUGGAAUAUGGUUUUAUCGAAUCCUGGAAUGCUCACAUACAAAGUAUAGUCAAAGAUCAGAAAUUAAUUGAUUGUUUGGAGAAAUUUUGUUAUUAUACCAUUAAUGAACAAUUGUUUAAAGAUGUUCUGUUCCAAAUAGUAUCGAAACUAUCCCCAUCCAAGCCAUACAUGGAAAUAAAUGACAUAUCUUCAAUAAUAGACAACGCAGUAGCUCCUGAACACAGAGUAAAAUUACUCCAAUCUCUGUCUAUACUGGAAUUGUCUUUAGUGAUAGCUAUAAUGCACGGUAUGCAGAUAUUUGAUGGACAGCCUAUGAACUUCGAAAUGGUAUUACAUAGAUAUACAAAAUUCUCGAACACAAACUCAUCAAACCAAACAGUACCGAGGCCGGUUGUACUCAAAGCCUUCGAACAUUUACAAGAAUUAGAAAUAAUAAUGCCAGUAAAAAACACCGACUCCAUAUACAAUACAGAUACAACAACCGGUCGGGUACAGAAAGAGUAUAAGUUAUUUGCUUUAGCGGUCCCCGUUGAAGAUAUAAAGGAAGCAGUGAAAGGUUUUAAGGCUCUUCCGACUGAAAUUAAUCAUUGGUUCAACAAUUCUGUUUUGUAAAUAAAUUUUUGUUUGGUA